Messenger RNA from Closterium sp. NIES-65, 579 nucleotides. The record is from the annotation of a GenBank genome assembly. Lineage: Eukaryota; Viridiplantae; Streptophyta; Zygnematophyceae; Desmidiales; Closteriaceae.
AUGCCCCACCUCUACCCGGCCGCUUGCCCAUCUCCCCCCAACCCCCCCCCCCCGUCGCAACUGUUCGCAUGUGCAGCGGCGGUCGCUGUGGGUGAGAGAGGGAGGACGGGAAGGGAUUGGCGGCCCAACCAACGUGCCAGCCAGCUCGCACCCCGCCCAUCUCCCGUACGCCACCCGCAUCUGCACGACCCGUCCCUGCCCCGCCUGCAUUUGCCGCGUCAGCAACUGGCGUUUCAUCCCGUACCCGCACUUUCCCUGCCCCUCCCCGUCCCUCCCUCGUCGCGCCUUCCCCCUCUACCACGCCUGCCUAUGCCGUGUUGGGCGGUGGUGGCUUUGGAGGACAGUGGGGGCGGCGGCGGCGGGAAUGGCGGGAGUGGCGGGGUUGGCGGCUCAUGUGGGGGGGUGGGGGAGGCGUGGGGGAUAGGGGUGGUGGGCGCCUGUCAGCAGUGGCAGGGACGGGGGGGUGGGAGGGCUGGCUGCCGUGUGAAGGACAGGGCAGAGACAACUGUGAGUGGGGCAUGGGGUGUGGAGGAAGGAAAAGGAAGGGAGGGAGGGGGUGCGGUUCCAGGGGGCAGAUGA